GCUAUAAGAAGCAAGGCAGGAGCCUUGUUGCUCUGUGGGCCUCUCUGAUCUAGGGUUUUGCGGGCCGUUUUGGCGAUCGUUUUGGGUUUUGAUCAUCUGGGUCUCGUUCACUUUCAUCGAAGCUUGAACCUUUUGUGGGAGUUUGGAUGAGAUUCAUCUCAAAUCGUAGUAGGUUAUCUAGUUCUUUGCAUUUGAAUGGCUCGGUUGGUUCUGCCGUGCAAAAGUUCGGGGUUUGCGAGGGCGGGUCUAUUGGGCUUGAUCUCCUCCGUUCCCACUAAAUGCCGUGUUAGUUUUUUGGAGAAUUCAGCAAGAAAAAUCUCUAGAUAUAGGCGCAUCCUUACUUCAGAGACUCUGUAUCAAAGGAGUCGUUGCUUUUCAUAUCUUUCACAAUCUGGAGUUCGGCAAGCCAACAGGAGGCUAAUUUGUUCGGUUGCCACAGGAACCUUGCAAAAGCUAGUUGAAGAACCUGCAAUGGAUUCACCAAAAGAAAUCUUUUUGAAGGAUUACAAGAUGCCUGAUUACUAUUUUGAUACGGUGGAUUUGAAAUUUUUAUUGGGCGAAGAGAAAACUAUUGUUAGCUCAAAAAUAACUGUGUCCCCCAGAGUUGAAGGUUCUUAUCCUCUGGUUUUGAAUGGACACGAUCUAAAGCUAGUCUCUAUUUGGAUCAACAGCAAGGAACUCAAGGAGGGUGAAUACCAGUUGGACUCACGCCAUUUGAUGCUCCCAUCACCACCAAGCGGUAUAUUUACUUUGGAAAUUGUUACUGAGAUAUAUCCUCAGAAGAAUACAUCAUUAGAGGGGCUUUACAAGUCAUCUGGGAAUUUCUGUACACAAUGUGAAGCUGAGGGUUUCCGGAAAAUAACAUUUUAUCAGGACCGCCCAGAUAUCAUGGCAAAGUACACUUGCCGCAUUGAAGCUGAGAAGUCUUUGUACCCUGUAUUAUUGUCUAAUGGAAAUCUCAUAGAACAGGGGGACCUUGAGGGUGGUAGGCAUUAUGCCCUUUGGGAGGAUCCCUUCAAGAAACCCUGCUACUUGUUUGCCUUAGUUGCUGGGCAGUUGGAGAGCAGAGAUGAUAUUUUUGUGACCCGUUCUGGUAGAAAGGUCUCCCUCAGGAUCUGGACCCCUGCACAAGACGUACCAAAGACUGCUCAUGCCAUGUAUUCGCUUAAGGCGGCUAUGAAAUGGGAUGAGGAUGUGUUCGGUCUUGAGUAUGAUCUGGAUCUCUUUAAUAUUGUGGCUGUUCCAGAUUUUAACAUGGGAGCCAUGGAAAACAAGAGUUUGAAUAUCUUCAAUUCAAAGCUUGUCCUGGCAUCACCAGAAACUGCUUCAGAUGGAGAUCAUGCAGCAAUCUUGGGAGUUAUUGGCCAUGAGUACUUCCACAACUGGACUGGCAACAGAGUGACAUGUCGUGACUGGUUCCAGCUCAGCCUAAAAGAAGGUCUCACUGUUUUCCGAGAUCAGGAAUUUUCAUCUGACAUGGGGAGCCGUACUGUGAAGCGGAUUGCUGAUGUUUCAAAGCUUCGAAAUUAUCAGUUUCCACAGGAUGCUGGUCCCAUGGCUCAUCCUGUACGUCCACAUUCUUACAUUAAGAUGGACAAUUUCUACACAGUGACGGUGUAUGAAAAGGGAGCUGAAGUUGUCAGGAUGUACAAAACCUUACUGGGGAGUCAAGGGUUCAGAAAAGGCAUGGAUCUUUAUUUCAAGAGACAUGAUGGUCAAGCUGUAACCUGUGAAGAUUUUUUCGCUGCCAUGCGAGAUGCCAAUGGUGCUGAUUUUGCUAAUUUCUUACAAUGGUACUCCCAAGCUGGGACCCCUUCUGUCAAAGUAUCAUCAUCUUACAAUGCUGAAGCUCAUACUUUCUCUUUGAAGUUCAGUCAAGAGGUACCACCCACUCCAGGGCAACCAGUAAAAGAACCCAUGUUCAUUCCCGUAGCAGUUGGUUUGCUCGACUCAACAGGCAAGGAGAUUCCUCUUUCCUCUGUGUAUCAUGAUGGAACAUUGCAGUCUGUUGCAAGCAACAACCAGCCAGUAUAUACAACGGUGCUUCGAGUGACCAAGAAAGAGGAAGAGUUUUUGUUUUCCGAUAUAUUUGAACGGCCAGUUCCAUCUCUAUUGAGGGGCUAUAGUGCUCCUAUUCGUCUUGAAUCCGAUCUCACCGACAGUGAUCUGUUUUUCCUUCUUGCUCAUGAUGCUGAUGAAUUCAACCGUUGGGAGGCUGGACAAGUGCUGGCACGCAAGUUGAUGCUAAACUUGGUGGCUGAUUUCCAACAAAACAAGCCAUUAGUUCUUAAUCAAAAUUUUGUGGAUGGACUCAGAAGCAUACUCUCUGACUCUAGCUUGGAUAAAGAGUUUAUUGCCAAAGCGAUAACUCUACCUGGUGAAGGUGAAAUAAUGGACGUGAUGGAAAUUGCUGAUCCUGAUGCUGUUCAUGCUGUUCGUACUUUUAUCAGGAAGCAGCUUGCUUUGGAACUGGAAGCAGAGUUACUCACAACAGUUGAAAAAAAUAGGAGCUCAGAAGAGUACGUGUUUAAUCAUCCUAAUAUGGCAAGACGAGCUUUGAAGAGUGUUGCUUUAGCAUAUCUCGCAUUGCUUGAAGAUCCCAAGUAUACCGAGCUUGCGCUGCAUGAGUAUAGAACUGCCACAAAUAUGACUGAGCAAUUUUCAGCUUUGGUGGCCAUUGUGCAGAACCCUGGUAAAACUCGUGAUGAUGUGCUGGCCGACUUCUAUAGCAAGUGGCAGCAUGACUUUUUGGUUGUGAAUAAAUGGUUUGCCCUUCAAGCCAUGUCUGACAUUCCUGGUAAUGUCGAGAAUGUUCGGAGUCUCUUAAACCAUCCUGCAUUUGACAUGCGGAACCCAAACAAGGUGUAUUCGCUCAUUGGGGGUUUUUGUGGUUCUCCUGUGAAUUUCCAUGCAAAGGAUGGGUCAGGCUACAAGUUCUUGGGAGAAAUCGUGCUGCAGCUUGAUAAACUAAAUCCUCAGGUGGCGUCCCGCAUGGUGUCAGCUUUUUCUAGAUGGAGGCGAUACGAUGAAACCCGGCAAAACCUUGCCAAGGCACAGCUGGAGAAGAUCAUGUCUACCAAUGGACUAUCAGAGAACGUGUUUGAAAUUGCCUCAAAAAGCUUGGCUGCUUAAAUUUUGUAGUUUAUCUUUGCUGAAAAUGUCCAGAGAAUGCACCACCGGUACCGGGGACCAAAAAUAAAUAUGUUCUGGCACUUUUUGCUGCAUCUCCACAAAAACGUAUGCCCUUUAUGUAUUACUUUUUACUUGGAAUUUGACAUCUCUUUGUUUCGUUUUGUUUUGUUGGGAUGUGGAUGGGGCUGUUUAUGAUAUAUAUAAUGAAGUGUGUUUCUUUCAUGUAAA
Molecule: messenger RNA, 3360 nt
Organism: Juglans regia (Persian walnut)
Lineage: Eukaryota; Viridiplantae; Streptophyta; Magnoliopsida; Fagales; Juglandaceae
Product: puromycin-sensitive aminopeptidase
Exons: 32
Coding region: 196-3132 (978 amino acids)
Biological process (GO): proteolysis
Cellular component (GO): chloroplast
Molecular function (GO): metallopeptidase activity; zinc ion binding
Source: RefSeq, a predicted model, not a curated record